GCUGGGAGAUCAGCGCGUUGCAAUAAAAGGCUUCUAAAGGAAUACAUUCAUCCUGUGGAUUUAUUCUUAUAAAAUAAUAGUGAUGGCAGUUACUCAGGCUGGAUGCGACUUGACAUACUGCAAGAUGAGGGGGAUCGUGUCCGUUCUCACCGCUUUUAUUAAAGAAAGGAAGAUGGGCUUAAACGACUUCAUCCAGAAGCUUGUUUCCAACCCUCCCAUUUGUCAACAUGAUGAGGUUGGUUCAUUCUUAAAAAUAGAUGAAAACCAGAAUGAGGAGCUGGAAGAGAAUCACCUGUGUUUGACCAAUCCCAGGAGCUCUUUGGCUGAAGAAACUCAGAUCCAACCUUCAGAUUUUGACUACUUAAAGAUCAUUGGGAAGGGGAGCUUUGGAAAGGUUCUGCUCGCGCGGCACAAGGAAAGCGAACAGUACUAUGCUGUGAAGGUGCUACAGAAGAAAAUCAUUCUGAAAAAGAAAGAGCAAAAGCAUAUCAUGGCGGAAAGGAGUGUAUUAAUGAAAAAUAUCAAACAUCCAUUCCUGGUUGGGCUGCACUACUCUUUCCAAACCACAGACAAACUGUACUUUGUGCUAGACUACGUCAAUGGAGGCGAGCUGUUCUACCACCUCCAGCGUGAGAGGGUGUUUCUGGAGCCCAGGGCAAGGUUUUAUGCUGCUGAGAUAGCUAGUGCUCUCGGUUACCUCCACUCACUGCACAUCGUUUACAGAGACUUAAAGCCAGAGAACAUCCUCUUGGACUGUCAGGGCCACAUUGUGCUGACAGAUUUCGGUCUGUGCAAAGAGGGACUGGAAUCAAACGGCACAACCACAACGUUCUGUGGAACUCCUGAGUACUUGGCACCUGAGGUCCUCCAGAAACAGGCCUAUGAUCGUACAGUAGACUGGUGGUGCCUGGGAUCAGUACUGUUUGAGAUGCUGUAUGGACUGCCUCCAUUCUACAGUCGCAACACUGCCGAGAUGUACAACAACAUCCUUCACAAGCCUCUAGUCCUGAAGCCUAAUGUGUCCAAUUCUGGCCGUGACCUGCUGGAGGGUUUGCUGCACAAGGACCGUACCAAGAGACUUGGGUCCAAAGAUGAUUUUCUGGAGAUUAAGUUCCACAGCUUCUUCUCUCCCAUCUACUGGGAUGACCUCAUGGCCAAAAAGAUCAUCCCUCCUUUCAUUCCUUCAGUGAGUGGUCCCACUGACCUUCGGCACUUUGACCCAGAGUUCACACACUUACCUGUGUCGACCUCCCUAUGCAACACUGAUAACCUGCACAUGACCAGCAGCGUACGGGAGGCAGCUGGAGCAUUCCCAGGUUUUUCUUAUGGUCCAGCGGCUGACCAUGCCUUCCAGUAAUAGCCUCCGUGACACCAUCCAGAAUGUCCAUUCCAGCAUCGGGACAGAAGAAGGACCACAGUGCGGGACACUUAGCUCUUCCAAUUUAUUUGCAAGUACGACCUGGCACCACAAAGGGACAUUGAUACAACCCGGAUACUCGUGCAUGCCCAGGAGGAACAUGGGACGUUAUAGGACUACAGUAACAACUUCCAGAAAACAUGAAAUGUGUGCCAAUGGUUGCAAAGAGGACCUGAGCUCCUAGAGAGAGAGAGAGAGAGAGAGAGAGCGCUUAGAAGUGCCUGAGAAUUUAACUGAUGAUCUGUGAGAGGAGGGAAACAGGCAAAUUAACUGUGGCUGAGAUGAUGGCACCAGCUA
Rhinichthys klamathensis goyatoka is the source of this 1714-nucleotide messenger RNA. RefSeq names its product STKc_SGK domain-containing protein. The transcript has 12 exons. Gene Ontology annotation, biological process: protein phosphorylation. Lineage: Eukaryota; Metazoa; Chordata; Actinopteri; Cypriniformes; Leuciscidae. The coding region runs from base 83 to 1357 and encodes 424 amino acids. The record is from RefSeq and is a predicted model, not a curated record. Gene Ontology annotation, molecular function: phosphatidylinositol binding; protein serine/threonine kinase activity; ATP binding.